UUCCUGUCCACAGCCUUUACAGCUGGCGGAGGAGCUGCACUGAACUGAGGAGCCCCGCGUCUCUACCGUCCUCCUGAAAUGCGCUCAAACUGCGCAACGAGUCGCAUCUCCAGCUGCGGCCUCCGCAAACACAGAAACAGCGCUUGUGUUUCUCAGCCCCUCCAGACGUAGCACCUUCAGGGGGGAGCGGAGUGAAGGAAACCCAGACACUUUGGACUGAGUCAGCCGCGGAACGCUCAUCGCUCCUCGGUCUCUAGGAGAGCGCUCCACCUCUCCAAGCCUUUGCAUACCGCUAAUCUGGACCAAACACCCAUAUGGUCGCAGUCAUUGGUUGCUGUUUCAUUUAAAACUUGGACAAACAUUUGUCUCCACCAAGCUGUGAUUUCAAGGCACCUUGCCAUCCCUCUGGCCCAACUUCAGACAACACAAAGAGCUGGUUCCUGUCCGAUGUCCUCAGCCCAUACAGUGUGAUGUGUCAUGGCUCCGUUGCUGAGUGGUGUGCGGUGGCUUUCGGAGGCGGGAGCGGUCGGGUUUGGGAAGGCAGCAGCCAGCGGCACGGCAUCAUGGCCGCAGAGUGAGCAGCUGGUGUGGGUCGUGGCCCUCAGCAUCGUCACUGGCGUGCUGCUGCUCUCUGUGCUGCUGGGGCUGUGUGCCAGCUGCCGGGGGCAGAAGAAAGCAAAAGAUGGACAGCCUACAGGAGACCAAGAAAACCUUGUUAAUGGAGUGUCGGAGAGGGAGAUGAUCAGCCAAUCAGCAGACAGUCCAGUGACUGACGCGGCAGUCAGCAGCUCUCACAACGGUCCUCUAACCAGCGGUACAAUCCUCUCAGACACGCAGGACACCAGCCCUCAGUUGUCAGAGGAUCUCCUCUCCAGCCAAUCAGAGCUCAGGUCCUCUAAAUGUCCUCAGGACAGAGAGCUUCCCAGUCUCCCUCCUGGCAGUGCCCCUACGGAGGACAGACCCCCCGCCUCAGGAGACAGCACCUAUGAGGUGGUGAAGGAGAUUGAGGUGGCGUCUCGAGACGUCAGCGUUGAGGACUCUCUGUAUGAGACAGUCAAGGAGAUGAAAGACGUCUCCCUGCAAUCUUCCCUCGCCAACGGUGCCAUCCAGCCGAGCCCCAAUGAACCUCCACCUCAGGCCCCUGCCCUUGUCAACGGCCACCCCAGCCCCUGCACCCCAGAGCGAGGCCCGCUGUGCGAGGGGGUGGAGUACGCCUCCGUGGACCUGCGAAAGAAGAGCCGUCACAGCGCUGACAUGGAGGCCAAAAGGUGCUCCGAUAAUGCUGCCGCUGUCUCACAGAAGCCUGCAGAGGAGCCAGAAGAAGAGUCGCCACCGCCAGUACCAAUGAAGGUCCUGGAUGAAAACGACAAUCAGCCACUGGUGUUGAAUGGUGGCGAGGGGGCUGGGCUGCACAACGGAGAGUUAGAAUCCCCUGUGUCUCCUCCGCCGGAGUUUGGAGAUCAUCCACAGUCCGAUAACGCUUCCCAGCUAUACUCUACUGUUAACAAGCCGAACUGCGACCAGGCCAUUAACGAGGAAGACAAAGAGCACGACUACAGCAGCAUCGCCGAGCUCAAAGGUCUGGUCCCGGCCUCGUCCUCAAGCGACCUCUAUGCCACCGUCCACGACCUAUACGCUCAACCUGAUGACCCCCAAACAGGCGAAAUGCCUCAUAAUGACAGCUCAGAUCCCGGCUACGAAUCAAUCCGCAUCCCAAAAACUGGCAGCUCGGACGAUGAUCACAUAGGCGGGAACGCCAAGCCAGAACCUGACUACGAAAGUGUUGGAGAGCUGGGUCUGGAUCGGGAAAUGUCUCGCCUUUGAGUCGACUGCUUGAGGUUGCAUCUUUAUAGUAGCACUUUGAAGCAGCUUUUUAGGAUGCCUUUGAUGCAAACUGCUUCCAUCAUAAGUGUACAUCUUCUUUACUGCUUCGGUACAGUUGAUCAUAUUUGUCUAUCAGAGUGAAAGCGGUACUGCAAGGCCUUAAGAACUCUGGAUUAUUAAAUUAUCCAAUCUCAACAUAUUCUCUACACAUGAUCAGAAGAGAUGAAAAGAUAUCAAUCUAGUGCCAUAUAACUUGCGUAUAAAUCAGUCACUAACUGUAUUAUCUGUAUGUCCUCUCUGCAGCAUUUAGUCUGUCAAGCUUUGAGUCAUAUUUUGUUUAAGCGCCGAAAUGUGUCCUAGGUCUGCCUUUGUCAGGUUAGGAGCACCUUCACUGUGCAUUCUCACUAGCUGUUCCUGUGAAGUAGUUUCUGAUAGGAAAAGAAAAGAGGCAUUUGACGACCAAACGGCAAUGAUAUUUGGUCGCAUACUCCAUCAGUGACAGCUCCCUGCUUUUCUGGGCUUGAUGUCUGAAAGAUUGAAAAACCGUCACUGAGAAGAAAAAACAGGGUGAUUUUUCACUCGAGCUUAGGGUUUCAUUGUACAUCUGGACUUUCCUUAAACGGAAAGGGUUUUUGUACAAAUCAUAUUUAUUUGAAAAUGUUUAUUAAUGUAAUUGUGUAAUUGUGAAAUGUUUCUGAUUGUGUCUGUGAGAGGAUUUUUAUUGAAGUUUCUGGCAUUUUAAUUGAAAUUUGCUGAAAGCGCAAAGCGGGUUUGAAGCGUUUUAGGUACGUGUUCCUUUACUUUAAAUGUAAGGAUGUCAGUUUUCACAAACAUUGAAGUACUUAUGUGUUUGAAUGACACUGCAUACCUUAUUGUAUUGUUUAUUAGCAACUUUUAAUCUUCUCGGUACAGUCUUCACUUUGCUUCAAAGCACUUGAAUUAGAUUAAUGGUACUGCAGACUUUAUCACCUCAUAGCAACCUUCCACAUUUAUUAGCAUCUCUGUUAAAGAUGUGCUCAAAGUCUUAAAAAUGCAUUCACUUUUAUUUCACAAUCUCACUUGAAGUUUUUGCAAAAGAGCUUUAGAGCUUUAGUUAAUCUAUUUUUCCAUUAUAGCUUGCAACAUAAAUAGAAUUCCUUUUAGUCUUGAAAAGCAUUGCAAUUGAUAAAUUUUUCUUACUGAGUAUAAUCCAACAAAGCUUUUUAUUUCUAAAAUGAACAUAUUCAAUAACCUACAAGAUAAAGAAAAGGCCGCAUACUUUAUUUAUUGUCAUCCAGUAAAUAAAAAAAAAAUGCUUAUUAAUCUUAUGUUGGUAUUAAGACCCUCUUAGACUAAUAAUCUUAUAUAUUUUUAGUUGCUUAGAUGCCAUGGAACCACAGAUCCAGCUUAAUCACCAGACAUUUGGUUCAGUUUUGAUAGAAAGCUUAGAGGUUUAGCGAUAUCAAAGUAUCCACCUUUAUCAAAGGAUAAUUAACUGCAGAUUUACAAGCUGUUAUUUGAAGAGAUUUUAUAAAAAGGAGAGCUGAUCCAAAUUGGUCCAUGUGCCAAAAUGUGGUAAAAUAUCCCUUUACAACACCACAUAAUCUAGAUUUGAGAAUCAAACGGCUCAUAAAACCCAACCAGGGAAAUGUUUCCUAAUCAAAUGUCCAAAAUGUUGAUAAAAAUUCCAAAAGAAAUGUUCAAAUAUGAGCCUUAAGUGUAAAAUCUUAAAACAAAAUCCAUAAAAAAAAGCCUGUAUAAACAAGAGGCCUCGUUUCACUUCCUCGUCCUUCCAGUAAUGUUAAAAUAUAAAAAGUUGAUCUAACUGUAGAUAAGGGAUGAUUUAGUCUUAUUUCUUGCAAUUAUUUUCUGACACGUAAAAACAUUUGGCUUAUUUGAACUUCUUGUUCUCCUGUUUUUCCCCAAGUACCUAAGAGAAAUCAGCCUCUGUGUCACACCAUUCUUCCCACAAGGAAAAUAGUUUUCCUUCUAUUAGUAAUAUUACAGUUAAAUUGAUAUUUUAAAACUCUUACACUUUAAGUAACACGUCUAUAUGCUGUGAUCAUUUAAAAAGUAAAAUAUUCAUUAGAAACUGUUUGAUUUUUUUUCUUGUAAACCUAAUAACUUCCUUAACAUGCGUUUUCCUUAAUCUGAUGAAAAUUGAAACAUCUUUUCAUUUUUUUAGUCUUACACAAUAAAAAGCUUAAUCGUUAAUUCUUUAUACAUGUCUUUAAUAUGGAUGCUAAUGAAUCCAGAAGGUCUGUACCUGUAAAAUUUUAGCACAUAAUGCAUUUUAGAUCCACCUAUGUAACAGCUUAUGCUGACGAAAUGCCAGAUGAGGCAUGUAUGUAGUUAGAGCACUCCUUUAACCGACUGCUAUUCACAGGAAAUGUGAUGUAAUCUUGUACUCAAUUGUUCAAUGUCCAGAGUAGUAUGAUUUUUUUAUAUUUUUAAGAAAAGUUCUGAAUGUUCAACUUAUUUUGUUGUAUUUUCUUUAGUUAAUUGUAACAAAGUAGUAACUAACAAAGCAGAUGUGCGUCAGGUGGUACAAUUAUUUUGGUACAAGUGUUGAAAGAUCAUUUUGGUACAUCAAUAUGGAAAAAAAAAACAACACAAACUCUUUAAUAUGUUUACCUGGUUGUGAUUUUGCUGUAUUUUUAAUUCUGUUUACUACAGUAUCUUCUUUUGCAGAUAAAUAUUGUCAGCUGUUUCCCUCCAAAUCCGACUAUUAAAGUGUUACAUUAUCUCCAGUCA
Molecule: messenger RNA, 4557 nt
Organism: Cyprinodon tularosa
Lineage: Eukaryota; Metazoa; Chordata; Actinopteri; Cyprinodontiformes; Cyprinodontidae
Gene: pag1
Product: phosphoprotein membrane anchor with glycosphingolipid microdomains 1
Exons: 9
Coding region: 478-1824 (448 amino acids)
Biological process (GO): negative regulation of T cell activation; intracellular signal transduction
Cellular component (GO): membrane raft; plasma membrane
Source: RefSeq, a predicted model, not a curated record